This is a messenger RNA of Manduca sexta (tobacco hornworm), 2366 nucleotides long. Its product is annotated as angiotensin-converting enzyme. Gene Ontology annotation, cellular component: plasma membrane. Gene Ontology annotation, biological process: proteolysis. Bases 269 to 2350 code for a protein of 693 amino acids. Lineage: Eukaryota; Metazoa; Arthropoda; Insecta; Lepidoptera; Sphingidae. The record is from RefSeq and is a predicted model, not a curated record. Gene Ontology annotation, molecular function: metallopeptidase activity; peptidyl-dipeptidase activity. The transcript is spliced from 15 exons.
AUUACGCCAGUCGUCGACAAGAAAGUCCGCGGGACAGAACGAUCGCAUCUACACACUCCACAAGCAAAAUAAAACACAUUUUCUAACAUAGAAGAACCAAAAAGCAAACAUAACUCAUGGCAUUCAAAAUCAAAUAAUAAAAAAACAAUAAUUCACAAUAAUUAUUAAUUCGGUCAUAAAAAUGUAAAUUAAAUGCAUGUAUGAUAAUAACGUUGCUCGCAUCAACAGAUAAUAAAUAGUGUGUGAUUUGACAGUUCGAUUUUCCAAAAUGGACGCCAAUGGCGGCGUAGCAAUAUGCUUUUUCUUUGCUUUCUGCACACGGUAUGUGGAAUCACAGAGCUACUUUAGAAUGGGAACUAACACUAACGCGGCUGAAGCAAUGCAGUUCCUUCGGGAAUACGACCGGGAAGCGUCCGGCAUGUGCUAUCGAGUAACAAUGUCGCAAUGGAAAUUCGUGACAAACAUAACAGAAUACAACAGGAGAAGAAUGGUGGAGGAACUGGCCAUCAGUUCGAAGUUCGAGCGACUGUCGUGGAGGAAAGCGGCCGCCUUCGACUCAACAAGGCUAUCUGAUCAUCAAAGCAGGCGGCAGCUAGCCAAGAUUGUUCAGAGUAGCCGAGCUGCUUUGAGCGAUGAAAAGUUUACAGAGCUCCAACAAGUAAUAUCAGAAAUGAAAGAAAUCUACAACACAGCAAAGAUAUGCCCAUACGGUCAAAAGCCAUAUGACCCGCACAUUCCUCGAGCGCCGUUCCAAGGUAGUGACUUUCAAGACCUGCCAAUCCAGGGUUACCAGCUGGCUAACCAGCCCUACCAGCAUUACCAAGCUUAUACUGAAUCUCAAGAGUACCCGAACUACUGUGACAUGCAACUAGAUCCUGAGAUAACUAGAAUUCUGGCACAUUCGAGAAUUGAGAGCGAGCUGCUAUACGUCUGGAGGAGUUUUAGAGACAAAACUGGUCCCAAGUUGAAGAAUCGGUUCAUGAGAUACGUUCAACUGGCGAAUCAAGCUGCUGUUGCCACUGGCUACAGAGACGCCGGAGAUCAGAUGCGCUCGACAUACGAAGACCAGACCUUCAGAACGAGUGUAGAGGAGAUCUACAACCAAGUGUCCCCGCUAUACAAGCAAUUGUUCACUUAUGUAAGAAGAAGACUGGUGCAGCGGUACGGAGAGACAAGCGUGCGAGCUGAUGGACCCAUCCCCUCACAUUUGUUAGGUAACAUGUGGGCGCAAAACUGGAAAUCGAUCAUGGACCUAGUGAUGCCAUUCCCUCAAGCACCUAACGUGGACGUCACGUCUGAGAUGCUGCGACAGGGGUUCACGCCUCUGAGAAUGUUCCAAAUGGCGGAAGACUUUUACACGUCGAUGGGCAUGAAGCCAGCCCCUCCAGAGUUUUGGCGCAGCUCUAUGUUGGCUCGACCUCCUCAGCGCAGCGUCCAGUGUACUGCCAGCGCAUGGGACUUCUGCAAUAGGAUCGAUUAUAGGAUCAAACAAUGCACAGAAGUAACGAUGCAAGACCUGAUAUCAACUCAUCAUGAGAUGGCGCACAUACAGUACUAUCUUCAGUACGCGGACCAGCCUCAACUGUUCAGGGAUGGGGCAAAUCCUGCAUUCCAUGAAGCUGUAGCAAACGCUGCAACGCUUUCUGUAUACAACCUUCCGCAUUUGCAGCGAAUUGGACUCUACCAAAAUAAAACCCACGAUCCUUAUGAAGUUAGCAUGAACUUCCUGAUGACAAUGGCCCUUGAGAAAGUUGCCUACCUACCCUUCGCGUUUAUGGUGGACCAGUGGCGUUGGUCGGUGUUUGAAGAAGGAGUACAGAACAUGAACCAUCGAUGGUGGCAAAUGAAGCUUCGGUAUCAGGGCGUCAUACCACCAACUCCAAGAUCUGAAGCGGACUUCGAUCCAGGAUCCAAAUACCACGUGAUCUCUGACCAAGAAUAUAUCAAAUACUUCCUGGCGACGGUGCUGGAGUUCCAGAUCUAUGAGCAACUGUGCCUGGUGUCUGGACACCUCGGUCAGCUGUUUGAGUGCGACAUAUAUAGGAGCAGAGAGGCGGGGAGACUUCUCAGUGAAAUUAUGCAGCCUGGGUCUUCUAAAUCGGCUUCAGAUAUCAUCAGAACUAUGACAAGGGGGAAAACUAACAGGAUAUCACCAGAAGCUUUGGUUAAAUACUUCCGACCCCUGGAAUUAUGGCUACGUGUUCAAAAUCGAGACGAACCGCUUAUAGGAUGGAGUUCAAAUUACCACGACGUCGCUCUCUUCUCGCAGCAAUCGGAUGGGACCUCCAACAAAGCCUACUCUCUCAGACUAUUGUUAAUUUUAACCAUUUGUUAUAACAUUUUGAAAUAAAUUUAUUUGUACAUUA